Messenger RNA from Marchantia polymorpha subsp. ruderalis, 1657 nucleotides. The record is from the annotation of a GenBank genome assembly. NCBI's taxonomy places the organism in Eukaryota, Viridiplantae, Streptophyta, Marchantiopsida, Marchantiales, Marchantiaceae.
AGGGGAGGGAAGGGGAGGGGAGCAAGCUCGAGCGAGGGGAGGAGCGGCAGCAGCGAUUUGCGUCUCGACGGGGCCAAUCCGAAAUGUGGCGCUGCUGGCGGAGCCCCGUAAAGUGCACGAGCUUUCGGUUGAACUGAGAAUGUUAUGAGAGGUCGAGGUUUUUUCAUCCGCGACCUGAUUCGAUUCAAGUUCAUUUCUUGGACGUCGGUUUUUGAGAAGCAAUCAUAGAGCUACGUGCUAAUUAAAGCGAUGGAGCCAGACGAGAUUGGAGUUGUGCUGGCCAGGGCAUCCGACCUUCACGCUAAGAUCAGCGACGCUAUAGAGAGAGCUUUAAAGACCGAGGUUCAGUAUAGUACCGGAGGAAAUAGUCCCAACACUGGGGAAUCGGAAAAUGCUGCUCGUCCUUCGUCUCCUUCUCCUGACGGUUCUGGUAUUUCCGAUGGAUUUGGAAAGAGUGAGCGAAAAUAUGAAGUCGACGUGUACGAAAAAGGUGCAACAGUUGGGGAUGGUAGUGCGGAAGCGCGAAGCCUUGGGGCAAUUCGAGAUGCUCUGGAGGCCCUCGAAGAGUCGCUGGAAUCCCUACAGACUGUUCAACUGCAGCUGCGAGCUGAGAAGGACAGAGCACUUGACAGUAUCGAGGAUAAUAGGCUAGUUUUGAGCAGGCUAUUGAAGGAGCAUCGUGGCAGAGAGUGGGAGGUUGUUCACGAAGCUCUUGCGUUUGCUGGAGAGCCUGUGGAGUACCCUGAUGAUCUUCCUUUGCCGCCUUAUCCCAUGCCAGUUGCCGAUCCCCCUUCCUUUGCGCCUGCAGUAGAAGACCUGGCUCCACGUUAUCCGAUGCAAGUUAGAACAAGCGGGGCUAUGAAGAGGCUGUCGAUAGGGCCAGGGGUUCGAGAAAGUAUAGAGGACCUCAAGUUUAAUGUUAUUGCUGGCGAUGAAAGUGAGGAGGAGCUUCUUGAAGAAGAUGAGGAGGAGUCUCCCAGAUCAGAGCAAAGUCGGAAGUCCGGGAGAGGAUUUCUUGCGUCCAUUUUCGGCCAUGCCUUCGGGUUCACCACUAAGGCUGCUUUAGUUGUUGUCAGUGUACUGGCAGCACUUGCCGUGUCAGAAGUAAGUCACCGGCUUGAGAAAAGAAGAGCAGGGACCAGUCCCUCACAUCCGAGCCCCUCGUCUCCUCCACAGGUGCGCCAGAAGUCUCCUGCUGCCGUCCUUCGUGAGUGCCCACCUGGGAAGAAGCUGAUCAUGGAAGAUGGGAUACCGAAGUGUGUCGUCAAGGAGAGAGUAGAGCUACCUUUUCCAAGGGAAAUAAAGAAUCCUGAUGUACUAUAUGGCCGUGGAUAAAUGCCCAUUCAGGUAUAGGUUGAAAUAUGUGUCACUUGUACGUAGUGCUGGAAACCCGAGGCAGUUUCGUAUAAGGUCUGAGGACACUGAGGUUGGAAGUUCAGAUGGAUAGGAAGGAAGACGAACGGAGAAGAGAUCGAAGGAGUACAUGAUUAACGUAGUAUGUGUACAUCGUAGAUUGGUGCGUAGAUGGAUCACAAGCAUGAUCACUUUGGCCAAAACGACCGAGGGUUGAAUCGGGAGCCUUCUUGUAAAUUUACGCCUUUUUGGAUCCGAAUAACUGGACUGAGGCUUUCUUGUGUUGGUGCAGGCCUGACUCGAU